CUGGGCUGCGCCGCUGCAGGCAUACGCGUUUUGAGCAACGCCGCGGCGGGACGGAGGCAGCUCAGAGGCCAAGCCCUUCACAAGCUCUUCCCAAGCUCCUCCGACGCGCCGGGCAGCCAAAAUACGUGAAGGGGCAGCCCUCUACUAGCAGACCGCAAAGCGCCGCAUAAAACAACACCAUGGGCAAGAAGGGCAAGAAGGGCAAGAAGGACGAGAAGCCCCCCGACGAGGUGAAUGAGUACGAGACCAUGGACCUCGAGAUGCUGCGGGAGGUCGUGCCCUUACUCAAACAGACGCUCGCGAAGAAGUCGCUGGACCGGAACUACGUCCAGUUGGAGAGGGACGCGCUCCAGCAGUUCUACGACAUAAGUAGGAGCGAGGUCGAGGACGUGAAAGGUGAAAUUGCGAAGAAGGACCGGGACAUGGAGCUCAUGGAGGAGAACCACCGCGUCGAGUUGAGGGUCUACCUCCAGAAGGUGCGCCACCUGGAGUACGAGCACCGCCACGCGUUGCGAGGUGUGGGCGAGGACACGAAGCACUUCGACACCGAGGAGAAGGAGGCCCACGAGCAGCGGACGCACGCGCUCAAGAAGGCGAAGACGUCCAUCCGGACGGAGUUGGGAGAAAGGGAAAUUUCCAAUGCGGAGGAAGUGCGAGAACUAAGGGAGCAGCACGCCAAGAACUUGAAGAAUCUAAGGUUGGAGUUCGAGGAGGAGAUUGUGGAGCUCGGUUCCAAGUGCCAGAAGCGCCUCGAGCAGCUCGAGACGGACCUGAAGAUGAGACGCAAGGUGCACAUCCACGAGAUCGAGGAGAGAAAAAAUUUACACAUCAAUGAUCUCAUAAGGAACCACGACAAGGCCUUCGGGCAGAUGAAGCAGUACUAUAAUACGAUAACCUCGGACAACCUGAAAUUAAUCACGUCCCUAAAAACGGAGGUCAAGGACAUGCGCGAGAAGGCGCAACAAAAUAAGGUGACCACCAAGGACGUGAGCGCCGAGAACGCCAAGCUGCGCGAGCCCCUGACGGUGGCCGUCGCCGAGGUCGCGGCGCUGCGGGCGAGGUUACGAGAUCGGGACAAGGACAAGCUCUCGCUCCGAAACUCGCGGAACCGCAUGAAGGUCUUGGAAGAUAGACUCAAGAAGUUGGAACGGUCCCACGCGGCGCUCAAGGACGAGGCGCAUGCGACGAUCAUCGAGCGCGACGGCCUGCGGGCCGCCUUCGAGCAGACCGUGCAACAGGCGCGGCAGCGCGCGAACGUCGGGAACGUGCUCCUGGAACAAAAGGUGACGACGAUGCGCCAGGCCGUGGACAACGCGGCGGCGCAGACCGCGCAGAUCGUCACGGCGGCGGGCCUCGACGCGGAGGCGCUCGGCCGCGCGCACGCCGAGCUCGAGGGCGACCUGGCGCGGAAGAACGAGCUGCUGCGCGACGCGAAGUACGACCGCGUGCGGGCCCAGAAGGCGUACAACGACGCGCUCCGCACGUACUCGCAGAAGCUCGUGGACCUGGGCAUUCCCUCGCAGGAGAUCGACGCCAUGGGCUUCACGCUGCUGCCGUCGCAGUCGACGAGCGGGCCGGCGGGGCUCGUGGUGCAGUAAGCCGGGUCGCGACUCGUAGUACUCGUAGUCCCGCGCCGCGCCGUCGGCGGUCGCGGUGCGCGGGGGGCACUGGCUUUCGCGCUGUAUUGUACCUAUAAUACCAUAUUUUUC
Pelagomonas calceolata is the source of this 1709-nucleotide messenger RNA. The record is from the annotation of a GenBank genome assembly. NCBI's taxonomy places the organism in Eukaryota, Pelagophyceae, Pelagomonadales, Pelagomonadaceae.